Messenger RNA from Prorocentrum cordatum, 2877 nucleotides. Lineage: Eukaryota; Dinophyceae; Prorocentrales; Prorocentraceae. The record is from the annotation of a GenBank genome assembly.
AGGAGCUCUACGAGGUUCCCGGCGGUGACCAGGUUGCUGCUGUCCCUCCUCGGGGAGCUCAGCGGCGACCUGGCCCGUCGGGGGCCUCCUCGAGCCGCAUUGUGCGGACAGGUUUCUCUGUGCACACACGUAUCGUACUCCACUGUACAUCUUGUGUACGGGCCGUCCCAUAUCUUCGGGUGCUUCGUCGGCUGCGACGACCUCCUCUCCGUGGGCCUACAGACGAUAGGUGCCAGGUUCUCUGUUGGUGCCAAGUGGGGCAGCUCCUAUCGGGGCAGGUGCAUAGGCCGCUUUCUCUGAUUGUACUCGUUGCACUUGUUAUCUUGUACUUCCAGGCCGCUUGCUUUGUACUUGCUGCAUUGUCUGCUUGUACUUCCAGGCCGCUUGCGUCUGUAGUUGCGGCAUUUGUUUUCUUGUACGUGUUGCUCUCAGCACGUAUCCAGUUUUGACUCUAGUUGCAGUUCGAGUUUCUUCAGUACUUUGACAUUUUUGUGACAUCGGAGUAUCUUGAUAUUGAGGUCUUUGGGCAUCCGAUUUCAUAUUUCGCCUCGAGUGAAGUUCAGAAUUCAUUGUACUUGAUAUUGAGGUUUUUGAUAUUGAGGUCAUACGUCGCCUCGAGUGAAGUUCAGAACUCAUUGCACUUGAUUUCCACAUACUUCGAGUUAGAACUAUUGUGAUUUGUCAUUGCGUUGCCUUUAUUCAUGUCUGUGCGUGUUGUCGUGCAUGCACGUGUGUUGAAUAAGAGUUUCGCCUGAUCUUCACUUUGUUCGGAUAAGAGCCCGCAUUCGCUCUAAGUAGUGGUGGGUGUCUUGGCUCACUCUGUAUGUUGCGCGUUUAAUUCGUUAUCUAGUCCACAUUUCGACGUUGUGUUUCACGUGCAUGGUCUUCCAGUGGUGCGGAGACGGUAAUCGCUAUAUGUGGUUACUGCAUGGUCUCGCAUUGCUUUGAAGCGCACUCGCUAUUUUAGUUCUCUUAGUUUCGUGUUUGUCUCAGUGGUGAUGAGACGGUAAUCGCUGUAUGAACCAGUGGUUACCGUAUGGUCUCUCACUGCUUCUAGCUUUGCUUCCAUAUCUAUGGCCUGCAUUGCUUCACUCAUUAUAUUGUUAGUUGUUUUCUCGUGUACUUGCAGUCUUGUGCAUUUCUGUACAGCUUCGCUGUUUGAUGCAUCUCUGCUUUAAUCUUUGCAUCUUCGCUGUUUAGGUUCUCUGUGUCCUGGCCUGCUCUCCAGGGAGCUCGAAUCGGCCAGCGCAGACUCGCAGACUCGCAGGCCAGGUUGACGGUUUACCGCUGGCGCCAGUUCAACCAUUCGUUUGAGCUCUAAUAUUUUUUGCCCGUGAUAUUUGAUCUUAUUCCCGCUCGCCGUCUCGAUCUCAGCUCGAUUGGGUACCUUUUACUGCCAAAAAGCACACAGUUUUUUUCCUCUGGUAUAAACAAACUGACUUCUCCUGUUAUCUGGACCUGAUCUGGUCUCUCCAGAGCCCUACGAGGGUCCCGGCGGCAAACUCAGUUCACUUCAAUGGAUGCUGGCGUGCAAACUCAGUGGGUCUACGCCUUCAUGAGCUCUACGCAAAGUCAGACGCCUGCGUGCAAGGAAGCUCUACGCCUUCGUGAGUCAGGUGGGAAAGAUGUGCAGGCGGUGGUCUCAUUUUCUUCUGACACGUAUGCAGCUCUUUCAUACUCUUCUUCUUCUGAUGUGAAGGCAGUGGUCUCAUCUUCUUCCGAUGUGAAGGCCAAGGGGACUUCCACGUGCUCUCAGGCCACCAUUGCCGAUGUUAAGGCAUGGAUUGACGCUGCUGGCAGUAUCAACGAGUCGAAUGCGAUCCAGUAUUUAAAGGAUGGAGUGGAUUUGUUUGCAGAACUUCUGACAGAAGGUGGGAUCCCUGCAAAUGCCAGGGCAAAUCAUGCUGUGCGGAAGCGCGGGGCGUUCGAGAAUGUGCAAGCGACGUUGGAGGACCUUCUGGAAUUCUUCGAGAGGCACAUAUAUCUUACAGGGCAGAUGAAGCGUGCCGAGGCUGCCAAGUUUCUACAGGAUUCCAAGUGCGACGAAUUCCGAAUCCAAUUCUAUGGACGUCCGAGGAACGAUACAACGUCGUCAUGUGGAAGUACUGCCUGCAAAGGCAAAGGCAAAGGCAAAGGUAAAGGCGCCGACAUAGGAGGUCAGGAGUUUGACGAAGUGUGUAGGUUCGGUAGGACGUUGACGGACUUUGAACGAAGGUGUAAAUCUCAGGUUUGGCCUCUGCGGUAGAUAUUCGUAUUCUUCGAGUGAUUCCUUUCAAUCCGAACUUGUUCUAUUGGAUUGUUGAUUGUGAUUGCGUCGCGUGGUCUUUUUGAUUGUUGGUUGUGAUUGCCUCGUGUGGUCAUUCAGUGCAUCCUUAUUCAGUGCAUAGUCUUCCAGUUUGCUGUUGCCUUUGUUUAUUGCUUGUGAAUUCGUAGUGUUGCCUUUCGGUCCAUAGUCAUGGUGCAUAUGCAUUUGUUUGAUCCAAUUCUCAGGUCCGUAGAUGCAAUGUUACUAUCAAGGGAACCGACGUUGGAUGAAAACACGAGCAGUACAACUGAGCACCCUGUCAGUGAGAGAUUAUACUCGUUUUCUGUAUUCAAUCCGAGCUGUAGGCUAGAUACGGAGCUCAUAUACACAGCGAUCGGCAGGAAACUGCUGGGAAGCGCGAGUGGAAAGCAUCCAGACCUGAGAUCGGUCUGCUUCCAGAAUUGCGACUCACAUACUUUUUUCUCUUCAAAUUCCAGAUAGGCGGUGUCGGGUUUCUCUCUUAAUUCGAGCUGUACGCAAGCUACAGAGCUGGAAUCAGAUUGUUCGAAUGGGAAUGACUUCGAGUAUUGGUCUUCAGCAUCGAGACGAAAUCGAUCUGUGGGCGAGCAAGG